Messenger RNA from Lepidothrix coronata (blue-crowned manakin), 2854 nucleotides. RefSeq names its product WSC domain containing 1 (gene WSCD1). NCBI's taxonomy places the organism in Eukaryota, Metazoa, Chordata, Aves, Passeriformes, Pipridae. Gene Ontology annotation, molecular function: sulfotransferase activity. The transcript is spliced from 9 exons. The record is from RefSeq and is a predicted model, not a curated record. Bases 1065 to 2798 code for a protein of 577 amino acids.
UGCUUAGACUGUGGGGUGCUUUAAAACCCCGUGCAGUUACAAGGGUGCAGCCUGCCCCCACUUAAAUGCAGAUGCUUUAAGAAUAAUUAUAAAUUGCUCAAUCUCCAUGUGAAGAAGCAGCAGCAGAACAGAGCUGAAACGUGCAGGGAAGGCGGCAGCACAGGCAGUCCUGAGGACACCAGCAACUGCCUUUCAGCUCUCACAUUUAUAAAUAUUUUACUUCCAGCCAACUGUGCCCAGAAUAACAAUUUUCUGCCUGAAAUCUCCAAGCUGGUGCCGGGAGGCUGUCAGGGACUCGCUUUCCCGGGACCCUCUCGACCUGUUGGGAAGGGGUCCGGGUCUCCAGAGGAGCGGCUUCAGAAGGAUCUGCCCCUAGUGGGAAGAGGCACCGAGAAACAAACACUGAGCAUCCGUUCAGCUGAUCGCAUUAGGGCUUCACGCUGCUGCCGCCACUCAGCCCUCUGCCGAUGCAGCCAUCCGUGCGCUUGGACAAACAUCCAGGCAGAGGGAAUGGCUAGGUCUGGAAACGUCUGCAGCUGCAGAAGGCUGCAGAGCUCUGCCGUGGAGCAGCCGUAGAGAGAGGCUGUUUCCCCGAGCAGGAGAGCGUUAUGAAACACGAGUGCACCGGCUGUGCCUGAGGAUUUUGGCAGCGCAGCGCGGAGGCUGCUUCCAUCCAGCCUGUUGGCGCAGGAGGCCAUGGAGCGGUUCCCUCCCGCCGGCCCCCGCAGGGCGCAGGACCCCGGAGCCCCGGCCCGGUGAGACACGGGGACCCCGGCGAGCCGCAGGGACCGCGGGGACGGCAGCGGUUUCAGCAUCGGCUGUUCGGCAGGACAUGAUGAAGGCAUCACCCUGGGAACGUACAGAGACCCUGGGCCAGCCUGGUGCCUGAGGCUGGUGGCAGUGCUGCACCAAGCUGGUCUCUGCUGCAGCUGGCUGGGAAGAAGCUUUUCAUCGGAGGAAGGCACCAAAGUGAUGGGCUGAACUUAUGGGAGGAAUGAGCAUCUGGUCAGGUGGAGAUUCAGGGACCUGUCAGGAGGCGUGAAGGGCCCAGUUUCAGUAAGGGCAUGGCCAAAGCUUUCUUCAGGCUACAGAAGUUUCUCCGUCGGACCCAGUUUCUGCUCUUCUUCCUCACAGCAGCUUACCUGAUGGCUGGCAGCCUCCUGCUGCUGCAGCGGACCCGCCUGGUUAUCCAGCAAGGUUCACACGGGACCUCCUCUAACCAGGCCCUGACAGUGCCAGAUGAGACACCCGGGGUUGGGAUGGCAGAGCCCAGGGCUCUGCAGAACCCCCGCCCUGCUCCCAGGCUGCUGGUGGGCAUGGAUGCGCUGCAGGAGCCGGCCCUGGACCAGCAGCACAGCCCACGCUGGCUCGUGUCCCGCAAUUCGGAGCUCAGGCAGCUGAGAAGAAGGUGGUUUCACAGGUUCAUCAGCAACCAGGAGCCCAUGGAGACAGCAGGAUUUAAAGUGAUCAAACACACUGCUGAACACAAAGGCACCUACAUAGGAUGCUUCACCGACGAUUCGAGGGAGAGGACACUGAAGGGAGCUGUCUUUUAUGACUUAAGAAAAAUGACAGUAGCUCACUGUCAGGAAGCUUGUGCUGAGAGGGCUUACACCUACGCGGGGCUGGUGUACGGAGCAGAGUGUUACUGCGGGAACACCCUCCCGGCCACCGCCUCCAGGCCUGAGGAGUGCAACAGCGAGUGCAAGGGGGAGAAGGGCUCUGUGUGCGGAGGGGUGAACCGGCUCUCGGUCUACAGGGUGGAGGAGCUGCGGGCAGGAGCCAGGAGACGGAGGAAUGUUAUCUAUCGAGGAUGUUUUAGAGCUCCAGAAAAUUUAACAGACACCUUUCCAGCCUCUUUGAUACAGCCCAAUUUGACGGUGGAGAUGUGCUCUGAAUUUUGCUCCAAGAAAGAGUUUCCCUUGGCAGUGAUCCAAGGGCAGGAGUGUUACUGUGGAUACCCCACCGGGCGGUUCUCUCUGCGCGAGGGCGCGGAUGGGCUGCGCUGCCGCGGGACACGCAACACCAGCAGCGCUGCCCAGGGAAAGUACUGCCUGGUCUAUCAGACACCCGUGCAAGACACUCGCUGCACAGACAGGAAAUUCUUAACCACCAAAUCCAAAGUGUUUGUUGCUUUGUCGAGCUUUCCUGGGGCUGGGAACACGUGGGCUCGCCACCUGAUCGAGCAUGCCACGGGAUACUACACGGGAAGUUAUUACUUCGAUGGAGCCCUCUACAACAAAGGUUUUAAAGGAGAAAAAGACCACUGGAGAAGUAGAAGGACCAUCUGUGUGAAAACACACGAAAGUGGCAAGACAGAGAUUGAAAUGUUCGACUCGGCGAUCCUGUUGAUAAGGAACCCCUACAAAUCACUGAUGGCAGAGUUCAACAGAAAAUACGCCGGGCACCUGGGCUAUGCCACCGACCGCAACUGGAAGAGCAAAGAGUGGCCAGAUUUCGUGAACAGCUAUGCUUCCUGGUGGGCCUCCCACGUCCUGGACUGGCUGAAGUACGGGAAGCGCCUGCUCAUUGUCCACUAUGAAGACCUAAAGCAGAGCCUCAUCCCCAAGCUCAGGGAGAUGGUGGAGUUUCUGAACGUGACAGUGACAGAGGACCGGCUGCUCUGUGUGGAGAACAACAGGGAUGGGAAUUUCAAGCGGUCAGGUGCUAAGCAAAAGGAUUUUGAGCCAUUCACCCAGGAAAUGAAAGAUCUUAUCAACAGAUACAUCCUGACGGUGGAUGAAGCCCUGAGGGGAAGAAACUUCACAGGGCUGCCCAGGGAGUACGUGCCAAGAUGAUAGCCUGGUAUCACACUGCUGUGGUUAAAAAUAAAGUAUUUUUUUCUUAAAAAAAA